Molecule: messenger RNA, 2536 nt
Organism: Nelumbo nucifera (sacred lotus)
Lineage: Eukaryota; Viridiplantae; Streptophyta; Magnoliopsida; Proteales; Nelumbonaceae
Product: filament-like plant protein
Source: RefSeq, a predicted model, not a curated record
GUUUUCUCCCUCUAACUGCAUUAACUAUCUACACAAACUAGCAACAGUAAAAAAGCUGAGGCAUGGAGGGAGAGAGAGAGAGGGAGGACUUGAGUUGAGUGAGGAGCUUCCCGAAGAGAGAGGACGGAAAAGGGGGAGAGAGAGAGCUUCACUGAAAUAUAUAGAAAUUUAUAAAAUAAAAGUACUAAAUUAUUAAGGGCAGUAGAGCAGCCCCUCCUCCAUGGGCGGGAAUAAGCCAAUAAGGGAAGCUGCGUUUGAAAAAGAGAAAAAAAAAGUCUGAAAAGUUUUGAUUAAGAGCUUCUUGAGUCAUCCUAAGUCACAUGCUCUUCCCUCUUUGCAUUUGAAAACAAAGGUUUGGGUUGGUCCCCAGUCAAAGCCUCCAAGAUUGGGGGAUGGAUCGCCGGAGCUGGUUAUGGAGGAGGAAGUCUUCUGAGAAGAGUCCAGGUGAAACGGAAAGUUCGGGAUCAAUAUCUUCUCAUUCUGAAAGAUAUUCUGAUGACCAGCUGGAGGCAUCAAGAACAUCUCCAAAUCAUAGUGUCCAAUCUCCUGAAGUCACCUCCAAAGUCACAAAUCGCAGUGAGGAGGUCAGUGACAGCGUGAAAAGUUUGACUGAGAAACUAGCAGCAGCUCUUUCAAACAUCAGUGCAAAAGAAGACUUAGUGAAACAGCAUGCAAAGGUUGCAGAAGAAGCUGUCUCAGGUUGGGAAAAGGCAGAAAAAGAAGUAGUGUCUUUGAAGCAACAAUUGGAAGCUGCAGUGCAGAAGAAUUCAUCCCUUGAAGAUCGGGUUGGUCAUCUUGAUGGAGCACUUAAGGAGUGUGUCAGGCAACUUCGCCAAGCAAGAGAGGAGCAAGAACAAAAGAUCCAUGAAGCUGUGGCGAAAAAAGCCAGUGAAUGGGAAUCUGCAAAAUUUGAGCUUGAGAACCAAGUUGUUGAGCUCCAGACCCAAGUUGAAGCUGCAAAACUUGAGGCUGCUUCUGAUUCUGGUAUCCAGUUGAAGCUUGAGGCUGCGGAGAAAGAAAAUGCUGCCUUAAAACUUCAGCUUCUUGCUCGAAUUGAGGAGCUUGAAAUUAGGACUCUGGAAAGGGACCUAAGUACACAAACAGCUGAAUCAGCUAGCAAGCAGCAUUUGGAAAGCAUAAAGAAGGUGGCUAGGCUUGAGGCUGAGUGUCGUAGACUACGAGCAAUAUCUCGUAAGGCCGCUUUAGCUAAUGAUCACAAGUCUGUUGCUGCCUCUUCAAUUUAUGUUGAAUCACUCACUGACAGCCAAUCAGAUAGUGGGGAGCGAUUACUUGGAGUUGAGACUGAUACCCGUAAGAUAAGUAGUUUGGAGCUUAAUGAUUGUGAACCAAGCUGCUCAGACUCAUGGGCAUCUGCUCUAAUUGCCGAGCUUGAUCAAUUCAAGCAAGAUAAGGCCAUUGGUAGGAACCUAACCACAUCUUCUGUAGAGAUUGAUCUCAUGGAUGAUUUCCUUGAAAUGGAGCGGCUUGCAGCACUCCCUGAAACAGAGAGUGGAAGACCUGAGCCAGUAGCUGCUUCAGACCAAAUUGAUAGUGGGCAAAACUCAAUUAAGGCUGAGCUUGAAGCUAUGAUUCAUCGGACUGCUGAAUUGGAAGAGAAAUUAGAGAAAAUGGAAGAGGAGAAAGCAGCAUUAGAUAUGGCUCUAGCAGAGAGUCAAGGCCGACUUGAGAUGUCACAGAAUCAACUGUGGGAAGCUGAGGAGAAGUUGGUGGAGCUGCAGAGGCAGCUAGAUCUGGCCAACAACUUGAAACAAGCUGCCGAAGUAAAAAUAGAAGCUUCCAAUACACAGAGAGAAUUGGUAGAGUCACACCUUGUAAGUGCAGAUGCAGAGGUUUGGGCCUUGCGCACAAAGGUGUGUUCAUUGGAAGCAGAAAUCGAAAAGGAACGUGCUUUGUCAGCUGAAGUUGCAGCAAAGUGUAAGAAAUUAGAGGAUGAGCUCUUGGGAAAGAGAAAUGAAGCUGAGCUUCGGAGAGCUUCAAUAUCAAAAUCAAACGAUGAGUUGAAGACAAAGCAGGAAAAGGAGCUUGCAGUGGCAGCUGGAAAACUAUCAGAAUGUCAGAAGACCAUUGCAUCUCUUGGAAGGCAGUUGAAAGCACUAGCAACUCUGGAGGACUUCCUGAUUGAUUCUGAGAAACCACUGGACCUCAGUGGAUCACCUAUUCCUAAAAUUGGAGAGUCAUGGAAAUUGCAUUCAAAUGAAGCCUAUAUACCCAAACCAGAAGGUCAUUCUUCAAAAAUAGAUGGGAAUGUCUCUGGUCCUUCUAUGAAUGGCAAAAGCGGAGAGUCGCAACCAUCAUCCACCCCGACACUAAAUCAUGCAGUUGCCUCUGAAAAGAGCCGAAGCGGGUUGGGAAAAUUGUUCUCUCGGAGUAAGAACGGCAUUCAUGUAGAAAGUCAGUGAGGAAAAACACAAAAAAGAAAUAGUUUUUGCUUGCUGUUGUAAAAUCACACGGUAUUGGUUUCUCAAUGGUGAAGUUGCUUAUUAAUUUUUCCAUUAAUCAGCAGCUAUUAAUACCA